AAGCGACAUUGGCGACCCGCGACCCUUGCCUUGGCGACCCUUCCCUUGGCUACCCUCCCCCGCAUACUCCCCUUUCCCCGCAUAAUCACCUCCCCCCGCAUACUUGGAGAUCGGUCUCCUAUCUUCUCUUAUCCCAAUUCGCAAUCGCAAUUGCAAAAAACUACGACAGCGAAACCAUCCACCACCAUGCUGAAGGAGAAGAGGACCAACUCACUGGCAUUUUCCCAGACUGAUUGUCACACCUGUACGUCUGCAGGCCGCGCGUGUGAUCGUCGGCGACCACAAUGCUCGACUUGCCUUGGUCUCGGCGUGAAAUGUGGUGGUUUUGUGACGCCACUGUCGUGGGAUAAUAAUCGCAUAUGGCUCGGAAAGCCGUCCCAGAAAACGCGUUACAUUUACGACGGCAGCAGGGGGAAUGAGAGCCCAAUGGCGUCGCCAAAGCCGCCGCCAAAGGCCUUUCGCUUUGUUGACGCAAGUUCCAGAAGGAAGAGGCGUCGCAGAGUUAGCCCAGUCUCCAGCCCUGAGGAAGAAAUCUGCCGUGCCUCAGAAUCAGAAUCGCCCGAAGAAAUCGGCAUGGAAUCAUAUCUUGCUCAUCCAUCUGGCUCGCUCCUAGAUGACUUUGAUCCGUUAAACUUCGGUGAUUGUGAGCUGCUGGAUACUGUGAUCCCUAAUCCACAAGAAUUCAUGCCUGACUGGAUGGCCGCGACAUUCCCUGGGCAGGAAAGUCAAAAUCAAAUGAUCUUGACUGCCCAACCUUCUUCGAACAUUGUUGGCCAUGGAUCCGAGGAUGUCUUUACUCAAAGCCUCAUGGACUUACUCGAGACGGUUUCUACCCAUCCAUUUGAGAGCCACCAACUGGAGCCACCUCGUCUUGUAGCUUCUCCAACCCGACAACCCCCGUCCGAGAUCUCUACCGAGUUGAUUCCUAACCAUAUUGGAAACCAACAUGAGCGCCUUUUUCAGAUGUAUGAUACGGAGCUAUGUGUGCUACCAUUGACGUCUGAUGUGGCCUUCAACCCGUUCCGCUGUCGACGUCAGGUACUACAGGGGUCUCGCCUUCUUUUCCACGCGAUAUUGGCACUAUGUUGCCGGCAUCAGAACCAUUUGACGGGCACUUGGGCCAAAGAAGCCUCUGAGCACCGAACGAAGGCUGUAGAGCUACUGGACAGCGCGUCUAAGAGUGACCAAGUCACCAAAAUUGGACUACACGUCUUGGAACCAAUCUUGGUCAUGUUUACCUUGGAUUGCACACUCUCCGCCACAGGGCCGUGGAGUGGACAUUUAAUGCGCGUGAGAUCGGUUUUAGACGCCUGCGGAGGGCCUCUGGCGCUCGAUAACUCGCGCGUGCGCUCGCAAGUUGGAAUGCUAUUCUGGUGGGAUGCUACUCUGGCACUGAUCUCCCGACAGGGCAUAAUCAUUGAUCAGUCGUACCUUGACCACCUGAUGCUCAGUCAAGGCCAAGACGAAUGGUCUUUCUACGACCUAACCGGCUGCCCCGGAGACCUCUUCGUGCACCUAGUUCAGCUAUCUGAGCUGGCGAAGCAAAGAGAGUUGGCCGCAUGCAUGACCUGGCUCACCUUCGAUCUGUCGCCAGUGAUCAAGAUCGAACGCGAAAUCCAACAAUGGCAAAGCAGCCUAUUCGCCGAUGCAUACGGUUCGAAUUUCGAUACAAUCGUGGAAAAUGCGUCGGAAUCGGACGCCGAAGCCGACAUCGAGGAACGGUUCCACGCCAAGCAGGACCGGUACCACUGCGCAGAGGCGUGGCGGUACUCAUUGCUGAUCUAUAUCGAGCGAGUUUUCCGCUGGGACAGGAAGUGCCCUCGGCCUCUGAUCCUGACGUGGCUGGUUCGGAAGACGAUGGAUCACGUCCGUUGUUGUCGACGCACGUCUCAAACGCAGAAACAGCUCCUGCUGCCCGUAUUCCUUGCAGGGAGCGAGAUGACCGAUGAGGAAAUGCGCGGGUUUACGCGGCAAUACUGCAAGUGGUGGGCCAACAGGAGCCGAUAUAAUAUGUUCAAUUCGGUGUCAUCGCUGCUGGAGGAUAUUUGGGAAGAGGGACACUCACAUGCGUGGUGGGGGUCUGUGAUUGAUCGGAAGACAAGGAGUACUGGAGUCGGUGACCCAGGUGUUCAAUUCCUGUUUGGAUAACGGUGAGGCUACUGAGUGCCUGGUGGUGCUCCAUGUGUAUGAAUAUCCCUG
Molecule: messenger RNA, 2199 nt
Organism: Pseudogymnoascus verrucosus
Lineage: Eukaryota; Fungi; Ascomycota; Leotiomycetes; Thelebolales; Thelebolaceae
Exons: 5
Coding region: 187-2148 (653 amino acids)
Biological process (GO): positive regulation of transcription by RNA polymerase II
Cellular component (GO): nucleus
Molecular function (GO): zinc ion binding; transcription cis-regulatory region binding; DNA-binding transcription factor activity, RNA polymerase II-specific
Source: RefSeq, a predicted model, not a curated record